Molecule: messenger RNA, 383 nt
Organism: Meleagris gallopavo (turkey)
Lineage: Eukaryota; Metazoa; Chordata; Aves; Galliformes; Phasianidae
Source: RefSeq, a predicted model, not a curated record
ACCCAAAAUGUUUUCAACAUAGACUUGUAUUCUAACCAUGGCUUUGGUGUUUUCAGCUGUGGGAUUGGGAUCUUGGUGCUUCCACAUGACCCUGAAGUAUGAAAUGCAACUGUUGGAUGAACUGCCAAUGAUAUACAGUUGUUGUGUGUUUGUCUACUGCCUGUACGAAUGUUUCAAGUACAAGAACACAGUCAAUUAUCCAAUGCUUUUCAUUUUAAUAACAUACAGCUUCAUAGUCAGCAUAGUUUACUUAAAAUUGAAACAGCCUGUGUUCCAUCAGAUCAUGUAUGGAACACUAGUUUCUGUUAUAGUUCUACGAUCUGUUUAUAUAGUAUUAUGGUAAGUGUUAUUACAUACUACUUGUAACUCAACAUUGUAAGGUA